GAGCAGAGGAGAGCUAUAAUCGGACUGGUUGCAUAGCAGCACAUCGACAUAGAUCAGAUCAGGCCGCGGGAACCGAGGUUAAUAAUUCGCCGGAUUAAUUGGCGGCGAUGAGUUUCCGGCGGUUGGUGCAUCUGGUGGUGGACGACAUGAACGUCCGCCGCCGCACCUACAGUCUGCGUAGCAUCGACAUGUCCCACUUGUUCCGCCGCCCACUGAAGUCUAUUGGUGGUCGUCCGGAUCAUCCACCACCAAUGGAGGAGAAUCAGGAGAUGAAGCCGUCUCCGCUGCCUGCCCCGGCCAUGAGCUUUUACCCGCCCCGCGGGAGCCGGUACCAUGAUGAUGGUGUGAUGACUUUCAUGCUCCUCGGCGGCAAGCACAACAAGGUGGUCGCCACCGACCAGACAGGGCGCGCCGUCCUCCAUGAUCCCGACCAGCACGCCGUCCACACCCUGCGCAACUUCACCAGGCCCAAGUCCACACCCGUCUCCCUCACCGUUGGCGGGGAUCACCUCUACGUCCUCGACACGCUCCCGGAGCCGGGCAAUGAGGACCAAUGCUUCGAGUGCCUCGAGUACAACCGCGACGGGGACGGGGACGAGGACUGGUACCCCCGCGUCCUCCCGCCGCCGCGGCCCUACAAGUACGAGCCCGACCCGGCGAUGGGGGAUUCCACCCCCGGCGUCGAUUCAUACGCAAUGUCCGGCGACGGCUCCCACAUCUUGAUCUCCGAGGAGGGCGUUGGCACCUACUCCUUCGACACCGCUGCGGCCGCGUGGAGCAAGGCUGGCGACUGGACGCUGCCAUUCAGCGGCCUGGCCGAGUACGUCCCCGAGCACGGCUUCUGGUUCGGCCUCAAAUAUGACAGAUGCGUGUUCUGCGCGGUGGACCUCGCCUCCGCCUCCGCGCGGAGGCCGCCUGCAGUGCGCAACCUCUGGAAGGACCUCACUCCGCCGGCGGAGUGGACAGUCCCUCUCACAUCGCAUCUCGUGCACCUGGGCUCCGCCAGGUUCUGCAUCGCCAGGUUCUUCACCACUGACCCGUUCACCUCCAGCAGCUACCCGGUCACCCACGCGGUGUUCACGGCCGUGGAGGUGGAGCGCUGCGCCGACGCCGACGGAGGGCUCCGCAUGGUGAAGCACGGGUCCAAGCUGUACACGCUCCUCGACGACAUGGUGUAUUGGGUGCUCUAAAUUAGCUUCUAGUAGAUACAAGACAGGUCAUUUGAGGCCCUGAUCUCCAGAAGUAAUAAUCGUUCUCCCUUGGUACCUGAUGAUUUUCCUCAGGACCUUUGAGGUUUGGGUUGGUAUGAUGAAUAGCUAGUUUUUGUAAUUUCACUUCAACGAUUAACUUUGGAGUUUGCAUUUGGUUUGAUAAAUUCUUGAAAAUAUAUACAUGCCCCCAAAAAUUAUUUCAAGAAUAGAAGCAAAUUGAUACUA
Phragmites australis (common reed) is the source of this 1436-nucleotide messenger RNA. RefSeq lists its product as uncharacterized. The transcript has a single exon. NCBI's taxonomy places the organism in Eukaryota, Viridiplantae, Streptophyta, Magnoliopsida, Poales, Poaceae. The record is from RefSeq and is a predicted model, not a curated record. Bases 108 to 1190 code for a protein of 360 amino acids.